This is a messenger RNA of Sapajus apella (tufted capuchin), 3620 nucleotides long. RefSeq lists its product as uncharacterized. The record is from RefSeq and is a predicted model, not a curated record. Lineage: Eukaryota; Metazoa; Chordata; Mammalia; Primates; Cebidae. Bases 905 to 2023 code for a protein of 372 amino acids. The transcript has 2 exons.
AGGAGUCACAUGAAUACACGAGAAAACCAAGGAAUGACUAAAUAAACAUCUGGGGCCAUGCUCCCUCACGUCUCCACUUCUGGUGUCAGAACUCCCCGGGGCAGGGAGCAGCCCCUCCCCACAGCGCCUCCCCUGCAGAGAAGACAUCCCAGGAACCCUCACUGCAGCAGGGGCGAGCAUGGCCGCCCGCCUUCAUCCCACAUCACGAGGGCCUCGUGCAAGUCCCGAGCGGUCCAUGUGCGUGCAGGAAGGCCAGGUGCCUGCGCUUGCUGCCUGCUUGCUGUAGAUUUGGAUGGAGCUGCCUGGAGCCUCCUGGGCGUGUGCGUUCCUGCACCCUGGCCCCCAGGGAGAGGCUCCUCACUCCCAGCUCAAGCAGCUCCUGGAAGUUGUCUGGAUCAGGACCCCGCUCCAGGCCACACUCUGGCUGGGCGCCAGGUUUGGGGCUGAUCACGUGAGAUUCCCACGGCCCUGGGUUAGAGUCUGCUCCAGGGCUGGGGGAGCAGGGAGGUGCCGGCCGCCCAGACCCCACCGUCUCAUCUGGGCCUGAGGCUUCGGCCCCCAGAGCGCCUGCUUCCUGCUGCUCAGAGGGUGUGAGAAGCUCCUGCCCUGCUGGAGCUCAGUGAGGACCCCUCUGGCUUCCUUCAUUUUAAUCACGUCUUUCCAGGGACCUCUGGAUCUGAUGCCCACCAGGGCUCCCUGGGCCUCUCUUAGGGGAGGGUGUUACUGGCUUAUUUUCUGCCAACAGGAGCAAAGGGUGAGGCAACAGAUAGACCUGAGUUGGGGGGUGGAGGGUCAGAGACCUGUGGUCACCUGUGACCCAAUGGGAACAGGCAAGUCUGGGGAGCUGUGAGUAAGAAAGCACUCUGGCCUGGCCACGUGCGCUGAUGGGGGGCCUGUUCCCCUGAUGGAGGCCCUCCCUGCGGCUUCCUCUGCUCUUACCUGCGCCCCUCCUUCCUUCCUGGAGCACCCCUGCCCGAGCCUGUCCUGGCCCCGUUUUAAUCCACGCUGCUUCCUCCUCUGGAUCUCCGGCCAUCAGGGAGGCCCCUCUCACGGGCCUGCUGAGCUCCACCACCCCCUACUCCUGCAGAAGACACCUCUUUCACCUGCCCCAAGGACCAGGCAGCCUCCACCCGGGUUUCUCCUGCAUCCCCUCAUUCCAGAGGGCUCCCAAGGGCAGAGGCAGCUUGAAGUGAGAGUCUGUGGACGGCAGGCCCGCCUCAGGGGAAGCACACACAGCCUCUGCCGAGCUUGGAGGGUCCCAGUCACCCAUGGUCAGUCACCAUUCUCCAGCUUGGGGCACGCUGAGCACGGCUGGGAGAUGGUGCAGCGAAGGCCCGGAGGAGGUCCUAGCCCAGGCCGCCGGGUGCCUGGCCUGGCUGCUUGGAGAGGGGCAGCCCCUGUGGGCCCCUGGAGGGCCUCUUCUGUGCCAGUGCCCCCACGGCACAUGCCGCCCAGGAGUCCCAGGCCCCGGGUCAGGAGGGUGACCACCGCCUGCCUGCACAGGCUGAGGAGCGAGGUCUUCGAGCCUUUGCUUCCUGGCCCGUGGCUGACCGACCCCUGUGCCAGGAACAAGUACGCCGGCCUCUGCAGCUUGGGACGAGACAGCAGCCCCAGCAGAAUGCUUCUGGAUUGGAUCUUCGUGUCCCUCAUCUGGCAGCUCCCAGACCACACUGAAGGGGUCAGACACCCAGGUCUCCAUACCUCUUGGGGAGCUAUGACGGCGCCCCCAUCUGUCUGUUUCGGGUGUAAUGGGGAGUCCACAGGCCCUGGAACCUGCCAGCAGCUUCAGGUGGCUGCACCUGACCUUCUAGUUGGUACUGAGAGGUCCUUGGCCCUCACCCCCCACCGCCAUUGCCACCAAAGAACUCUGUGGUUACCUCAACCUCAGGCCGUGUGGCAGGGACCCCAGGGCCGGCCCUUCUCACCAGGCCCAGUUACAAAGGCAGGGAUGGACCCCAACCCUACAGAAAGCAGGGACCCACGCCUUCCAGAUGGUUCCCCCACUGCCCCAAAGCACACCUGACGGGUCAGACCGUGGGCCCGAUAAACAGAUGCCCCACUUGACUGGUGCACAGAUUUCCAGGAAACAGCAGUCAGCGGCCCCUCCAUUCCUCUGAGGAGAGCAGGAAGAGCUUAGCCCUUUGUGAAUUCCUUUCUUCCCCAGCACGUGAUGGAGCCACGCCUCACUGCUCAGCAUUGACAAGGAGGACAGAUGUGCCCGGCAGGCUCCUUCUCACCCACAGCACCGGCCUCCAGCCCAGCCCUGGCCCUGCUAGUCGUGACCAUCACAGCCCAGGCAGGGAAGGGACGUCAGGGCCCAGGGACCCUAGGACACCCAGUGGGAAGAGGCCUCAAAUCAGCCAGGGCCUUAGGAUGCCUGCUUGGAUUGUGAUUUUAGUGUCUCCUUUUGAACAGUCAUGGGUUGGUUUUCUUGUGUAUUAGAAAAAAAUGUAGGGCGUAAAGACCAAGAUGAAGGGUUCUGGAGUUUUUGGCGGAGGCUGAGUUCCUUGUCAGCCGAGCCGGCUGAAUGAGAAACUCGAAUCGCACCUCAGGUGUGGCUGAGAGCCUGCCACGUCUGGUGAGUGGCUGCAGCCGGAGGCCGCGCUCCUGCCCGCAGCUGUGGUCAGCACGCCGUCUCUGGAAGGGGCCUCGUGGUCUCUGGCCUCAAAGUGCAGAGGCAGCCACAAACGUGGGUUUGGCUUGUGCCAAUUACACUGUGUUUAUGGACCCGGAGAUGGGAAUUCUGUGUAACUCUCAUGUGUCACAAAGCCUUUUUUCCCCCAACCAUCUAUAAAUGUUAGAAUCAUUCCCAGCCUGUGGUCAGACAUGGGCAGGCUGAACUUGGCCACGGCCGCAGGCCCACAGACCCAGGACGCUGAAGGGGCUCGCUGGGCAGGGCACGUGGCACUGGGCAUCGGGGCCUGGGCUGGAACUCCUGUCCCUACCUCAGGGCCCCUAGCUAGGGGUCUUGGGGGCGUGGCGGACACUGGGUGUGGUUCCCACUAGCCAUAUCCCAGCCCCUUCCUGCCCCCAUGGCAUCAGUGGGGGGCCUGUUGCCUCUGGGGCUGGACGGAUCCCCACUGGGCCACCAUGCAGGCUGUGGGGUGCUGUGUGGCCAGGCCGGGCCCGGAAGGAGUUCCAUCUGUCCGAGUAGAGAAAGAGGCCCCACCCAGAGAGAAACAGAGUGGAUAGCAGCAGGAGGCUGGGUUGCCGAAGGCCCUAAGCCCAGCUUCUCCAGGGACUCGAAACAAACUUCCUUUUUUGCUUAAAGUUAUUUCAAGUUCAGGUCUUAUUUCCUGCAACUCUCAAAAUCCUGAAGCUCCACGAGUUUUCCCUCGGCUCCCAGAGGAGACCCUGGAGGACCCAGCCAGGCUCACGGCAAAACAGCUCCUGGGAGCUCAUGGCCCAGCGGGAUGGGGUCCCAGCCUCAGCGAGGAAGCAGGGCCUGGGGGCGGGGCCCGCACGCCUGGGAGAGCAGCUACUGUGGAAACCAUCAUUUCAUAGGCAGAACUUACCGGUGUCCUGCUGGAAGCCAUGUGUGUGUCUGACAAGAGACUGAGACAUCUCUUGGCAAGCACGGCUGGCAGAGACCUGAAUAAAGACCAGCGUCUUGGAUUCCA